CGCGGGGACGGCGACGGGUGGUGGCGGAGGCGGGACAGGGUCGGAGCCGAAGCCGAGCGGCUACGGCGGCUGCCGGGCUGGGGACAAGCGGAAGGAACACAGAGUGCUACCUUAUCUAAGCAACCAUGCUGGCUGCAAGGCUAGUAUGCCUCAGGGCAUUAUCAUGCCAGACUAUCCGCCCCACCAUUACUCAAGCUUCCCCAGCUUUGAGGAACUCCAAUAUAAAAGCAUACAGGCUAUGGCAACCUAACCAGUGUUAUGCCACCAGAGUAAGAACGGGUGUAAGGCGUGGAAAAAUUGGCCAGGAAAUUAAAGAAGCAGCGUUUGAGCCAUCUGCAGAAACAGCAAUUAAAGCUGAUCGCGUCGGGAAAUUUAUUGUUGCUGGAGGAGCUGCUGUUGGCCUGGGGGCCCUGUGUUACUAUGGACUGGGCAUGUCCAGUGAGAUCGGAGCUAUUGAAAGAGCUGUUAUUUGGCCACAGUAUGUGAAGGACAGAAUUCGCACCACGUACAUGUACUUUGCGGGGAGCAUCGGCUUGACGGCACUGUCUGCUGUGGCAGUGAGCAGAUCUCCAGCACUCAUGAGCCUUAUGACAAAAGGCUCCUGGCUGGCAAUAGGUGCGACUUUUGCAGCCAUGAUUGGUGCUGGAAUGUUGGUCAGGUCUAUAUCAUAUGAAAACAGUCCUGCAGCUAAACAUUUGGCAUGGAUGAUGCAUUCAGGUGUGAUGGGUGCAGUGGUGGCUCCCCUGGCCUUCUUGGGUGGUCCUUUGCUGAUCAGAGCUGCGUGGUACACCGCUGGGAUCGUCGGAGGGCUCUCAACUGUGGCCAUGUGUGCUCCAAGUGAAAAAUUUCUGAACAUGGGAGCACCCCUUGGAAUAGGCUUAGGCUUUGUUCUUGCCUCUUCAAUUGGAUCCAUGUUCUUGCCUCCUACUUCUGCUUUUGGUGCUGGCCUGUAUUCAGUAGCUGUUUAUGGUGGGCUGGUCCUCUUUGGCAUGUUCCUGCUCUAUGAUACGCAGCACGUUAUCAGGCGGGCGGAAACAAUUCCCUAUUACGGCGUAACAAAAUACGAUCCCAUCAAUGCGUGCAUGGGUAUCUACACAGAUACGCUGAACAUCUUCAUUCGGGUGGCCACCAUGCUGGCGGGUGGUGGAGGUGGCAGGAGGAAGUAAACUGAGACUCCUUUUUGCAGCUGUCUGACAGCCUCCUCAGAGCACAUGCUAAAUAAAAGUUCAUGAUGACAGACAGUAGUGCUGCAAGUCAGAAGUUUAAAGCAUUUCAGCUUAUUGUUUCAGUGCAAUGCAAUUCAGACUUAAUAGUUUUUCUUCAAACACUUUCCAGCUCUGUGUUUAAAAUAAAUGUGAACUGCUUCUAAUUGUACAUUAUUUUGGGAAAGUAAAUUAUUUUUAAUAUAUGAGUACAAUAGCCUUAUCUGCUAUUUAAUGGGUUUGACAGCAGUUCAAUACUUCCUUUUUUUUUUUACUGUUACUGCAUAGUAAAGGAAGUAAUUUUCAACCUUGUAUCCUAUGUGCAGAUAAGGGCAGAAGCCACUUCAUUAAAUGCUUUUGAGAUGCAUCAGUUUUCAGUUAAGACUGCAUAAAUGCUAUUUUAGGGACACAUUAAGAAGAAGUUAACAAAUUGGAUAUGGCAGUAAAUGCAAUAAUGACUUCUACCUGAGCAGAAACUUAGAGAAGUUUAAGCAGUUGGGAGAAACACAUUGGAUUUGACAGGUGAGGUGACCAAAAAGUAUGGAGGAGACAAGAUGAGGAGACUAUGCAGCAUUUGUCCUGUAGGAGCUUCAGUCUCUUUCAGGAGUGCACGUGAACACUCGUUGCUUUAAUGUUGACUGGAUAUAAUAGAUAUAUUCUUUUGAUACUAGAUUUAUCCAGCUGUUGAACAACAGUAGAGUUGUGUCUGUCUUCCAGUGACUAAAUUACAGUAGUGCAGGUGAAGCAUCCUUCAGAAGAGCUUCUUGUGCUCAUCUCUUACAACCUUGUGCAAUUGGCGUAGAAAGAGAGAAUUGAGAGUGGCCUGCUGUAAACCCAAGUAUCAUAAAUUGAUCAUUGUAAGCUUUAGUCUGUUUCUAAUUCUCCAAAUUGUUAUGUUUAGCUUGUCUAAAAUGUUCUCUAUCAGUGAAUUUGAUUUAACAUUUAAGAAAUGUGUACUUGCCAGACUCUGUUGCUAUAGAUUGGAAUAAAAGGUGAGUUCUUUGGCGCAAGAAAAUUUUGAGCUCAUGUCCACAAUUCAGACUUUCAGUUUCUGGUAAAUGUGCUGUUUAUGUAUUGACUUACAGAAAAUAAAAUUCUAGCCUCACAA
This is a messenger RNA of Colius striatus (speckled mousebird), 2310 nucleotides long. RefSeq names its product growth hormone inducible transmembrane protein (gene GHITM). The coding region runs from base 126 to 1166 and encodes 346 amino acids. Lineage: Eukaryota; Metazoa; Chordata; Aves; Coliiformes; Coliidae. Gene Ontology annotation, cellular component: mitochondrial inner membrane. The record is from RefSeq and is a predicted model, not a curated record. The transcript is spliced from 9 exons.